Messenger RNA from Hemibagrus wyckioides, 1280 nucleotides. RefSeq names its product proline rich Gla (G-carboxyglutamic acid) 2 (gene prrg2). The record is from RefSeq and is a predicted model, not a curated record. Gene Ontology annotation, cellular component: extracellular region. Bases 481 to 1095 code for a protein of 204 amino acids. Gene Ontology annotation, molecular function: calcium ion binding. Lineage: Eukaryota; Metazoa; Chordata; Actinopteri; Siluriformes; Bagridae. The transcript has 7 exons.
AUGGUAGAAACCAGAGUGUGAAAGAAAUAACUGAGAAAGAGAAUAGUUAAUAAAGGGGUUUUCCCCCCUCAGGUGUGUGUAUUACUCGGGUGUGUGUUUAUUUACAGUGAACAGGAGAAUCAGGAGAAGUUGAGGAACUCCUCUGACUGGUAUGUGGUUAAACUGGUCCUGCUGGUUUCCCUGCACAUAUUUCCAGUUGAAGUCGACCUGACCUGCAGGUGAAUGCGCUGCAAUCUCUCGAUAUUUACCGGAUAUAAAAGAUCAUGCGGCUGAGUGACGAGUCGGUUCUGUGAAUCCUCUCCGAGUCCACUUCUGGAUCUUAAACACUUUUAGCGGACAGACGGACGGCCUGCUGACCAGAUCACACACACCUGAUUCCGAUCUCAGCUCGUAGGUGAGCGCCAGGACGUGUGAGGUGUGUGUGUGUGUGGAGUGGAGGUGUGUGUGUGUGUGGAGUGGAGGUGGUGUGUAACACAGAAGAUGGUGGGAUUUACAGAACUGUGUGUUGGACUGAUGAUGUGUGUGUUUCACCUGACCGUGGCCAGAUUCAUCAACAACAACAACAACAACAGGAACAUGUUUCUCCAUGACACCUCUGCAGACUCCUUUCUGUCUCGCUCUCUGCUCUAUAACAGCUGGGACUUUGAGCUGGUCACUCCGGGGGACCUGGAGAGAGAGUGUCUGGAGGAGAUCUGCUCUUAUGAGGAGGCCAGGGAGGUGUUUGAGGACAACCAGAAGACGGCAGCUUUUUGGAAAACCUAUGUCAACAGUCACGAGAGUAUUCCCCGUGUGGAUAUUGCUGGUUUGGCUGCUGGAGUGGUAGCUGUUGUGGUGAUAGCGGUCAUUGUGCUGGUGCUGGGGUGCUACUGCUACAAGAAAAAGACAAAAACUGUAAGGCGAGGGGGCAGUGUCCCAGUGAGAAUGGCAGCAGAUGGACGUCCAGCACCAGAGACGGUUCCUCUGUCGAACAUCACUGCCCCGGGUCUGCCCAGCUACAACGAGGCCUUGAACCGCAGCGGGCAGUACGAUGCACCUCCACCUCCGUACACAGGAGAGGAUCCUAGCGCUCCUGCAGAACCUCAGCCUGAGGAGUGAGAGAGCACCCUGGGUUCUAGAGCAGCGGGAUGCUCCCAGGUUCAUCUCCAUGAUAUUUUUGAAGAGAACGCUGUAAACAGUUGAAUAUUUUCCUUUCACUCUGUAGCAGUUGAUGUAAACAUGUCUGAGGUUUAGGAGGUAAAGGCUUCAUUCUUUUUUAAAUAAAGAAAUCUUUUUUAAUGAUG